This is a messenger RNA of Paramecium tetraurelia, 396 nucleotides long. RefSeq lists its product as uncharacterized. Gene Ontology annotation, cellular component: centrosome; ciliary basal body. NCBI's taxonomy places the organism in Eukaryota, Ciliophora, Oligohymenophorea, Peniculida, Parameciidae. The transcript is spliced from 2 exons. The record is from RefSeq and is a predicted model, not a curated record.
AUGUUCACUCAACCCUCAGGUGCUAAGUCUUCUGCCCAGAGCACUCCCUACAAAACCAAGUACCAUCAUCCGGAACAAGAGGAAACCAUCUCCGAGGAUGAAUCGCAAAUUAACAAUAUUCUCAAAGCCUUGAAGCAAUAAUAUCUGAUCCUGGACAAUACGCUCAAUGAGAAGGAGGAAGAAAAAGCUUAGAUUUUAGAGGACUUGUAAAUCUUGAAUCAGAGAUUGCAACAACUAAAUAGAUCGGUUGCUGUCAAGAGACAAAAGUAUGAGAAAUGUGACAGGACCCUGAAAGAAGCCGAGUCGGCAUUUGCAACAAUUGCUGAUUCUACUAAAUCUCUGCUCCAGAUUGUCAAAAGCAAUAUAGGAGAUAUGGGCAAAAAACAAAAAAAUUGA